This is a messenger RNA of Zasmidium cellare ATCC 36951, 846 nucleotides long. RefSeq lists its product as uncharacterized. Gene Ontology annotation, biological process: deadenylation-independent decapping of nuclear-transcribed mRNA; positive regulation of catalytic activity; deadenylation-dependent decapping of nuclear-transcribed mRNA. Gene Ontology annotation, cellular component: P-body. The record is from RefSeq and is a predicted model, not a curated record. The transcript has a single exon. Gene Ontology annotation, molecular function: mRNA binding; enzyme activator activity. Bases 1 to 846 code for a protein of 281 amino acids. Lineage: Eukaryota; Fungi; Ascomycota; Dothideomycetes; Mycosphaerellales; Mycosphaerellaceae.
AUGACCGUCUUCGUCAAAAUCGACUUCGAUGCCGACGACAACACCCAGAACCCACUCCCACCCGAUCCCGGUAGCAGUACCCAACAUCCGUCCACCAAAAUGCCGAAAAAGAAAUCCAAAGCAGCCCAGACUCAGCCCAUAAUCUCAGACUACGAGACAGAUACCUACAACACCGAUCAGAACGUUGCUCCGCCAGUGCAGCAGCUUUCCAACGCUCAGCUGAACCACUUGGUGCUUCAGCGAUGGUCGCCUGAGCUCCAGACAAUUCUCGCCAUCUCCCCCUUCGCUGUCCUCUACAAUUUCAACCCCGAAACGGCUGCAUGGGAGAAGUCAGAUCUUCAAGGCUCGCUCUUCGUCUGCCAGCUGCAAGAUCCACUACGACCGCGAUACGAAGUGAUGAUCUUGAACCGCAAGAACCCAGAGAACUUGCACUUGGAGAUCACGAGCUCGGAGAACAUUGAGGUCACGGAUGAGUUUGUGAUCGUGCACAUUGAAGGAGGAGAGGGACAGACGGUGGGGCUUUGGAUGUUUUCGGACGAGGAGACACCGGCAGAGAAUAGAUUAGAGGCGAUUGCGAAGAAGAUUAUGGAGUGUGCGGUGCAGGCGGAGACAUACAAUCACCUCGCGAGCGACGGGGAAGGAUAUCAGGGCCAGGAGGAGUAUGGUACGGACGGGGUGAUGGAGAGUCAGUACUAUACGGAGCAACAGCAGCAGCCUCCAGCAGGGGCUACUCACGGGCAGUCUAUUGAUUUGGCGACGCUCUUUGCGAACCGGGUGCAGCAGCCGGCUGAGCAGGCACAGCCUAACGUUCUGCUGGAUUUGUUCAAGAACGCGAAGAAAGGGUGA